AUGGAUUUCGUCAAGGAUCUCGACAAUCGACUCUUAUUUGCUGUUCCCAAGAAGGGCCGCCUUUACGAGCAAUGUAUGCAACUCUUAUCAGGAUCUGACAUCCACUUCAACCGUCGUUCUCGUCAAGACAUUGCUCUGAGCACCAACUUGCCCAUGGCUCUUAUUUUCUUGCCUGCUGCAGACAUCCCCAAGUACGUCGCUGAGGGCAACGUUGAUUUAGGUAUCUCUGGACAGGACAUGAUUGUUGAAAACGAAGUACAAGACAAGGUCACUGAGAUUAUGGAACUCGGUUUCGGUAAAUGUCGUCUGUGUGUGCAGGUGCCUGUCAAGGGUGAUUUCAAGGAAAUUGAACAAUUGGCUGGUAAGCGUAUCGUCACUAGCUUUGAUGCCUUUGCUAGAAAGGUAUUUGAGCCCAUCGACGCUGCCAAGGGCACAAAGACAACUAUCAACUAUGUCUCUGGAUCUGUAGAAGCAGCUUGCGCCCUGGGCCUCGCUGAUGGUAUCAUUGAUCUUGUCGAAUCUGGUGAAACGAUGCGUGCAGCUGGUCUUCACGAUAUUCAUACAUUAUUGGAGACUCAAUCUGUUCUUAUGUCCAACAAAAACUCCAAGCACCAGGAACUCAUCGAUAGAAUCACCUCUCGCAUUCGCGGUGUCAUCACUGCCAGCAAGUAUGUGCUUUGUACUUACAAUGUCGAGCGCAACAACUUGGCUCGUGCUGUUCAAAUGACUCCUGGCCGUCAAGGGCCUACUGUCUCAUCAUUGGAUUCUCAUGAGGGCUGGGUUGCUGUAUCCGCCAUGAUUGAAAAGAAGCAAAAGGGUGAUAUUAUGGAUCGCUUGUCAGAAGUCGGUGCUACCGAUAUCUUGGUCAUGGCAUUUACUAAUUGUAGAGUUUAA
This is a messenger RNA of Mucor velutinosus, 894 nucleotides long. RefSeq lists its product as uncharacterized. The transcript is spliced from 2 exons. Gene Ontology annotation, molecular function: magnesium ion binding; ATP phosphoribosyltransferase activity. The coding region runs from base 1 to 894 and encodes 297 amino acids. Gene Ontology annotation, biological process: L-histidine biosynthetic process. Lineage: Eukaryota; Fungi; Mucoromycota; Mucoromycetes; Mucorales; Mucoraceae. Gene Ontology annotation, cellular component: cytoplasm. The record is from RefSeq and is a predicted model, not a curated record.